AAUGCUUGGAUCAUACAAGAGAUAUUGGGAGCCAUCUCUUACAGAAGUAGUUGGUCUUUCAGUGCCAGUAGGUGCAAUUGCUACAUUCUUCACAUAACCAUUAGGUAACAGCUAUAUAAUUUACAUCCAGAAUUUGUUAAAACUAGAAUCUAAGUCAGAACCGAAGGGAUUGGUUUGAGAUAAUUGAAAAAUGAAUUGGGAGUGAAUCCAUGGAGAAUAUUCAGAGAAAUUCAUGAAACUGGAGGAGGCUUGAGUCAUUUUUAUUAUGGAUUUGACGCAGCAUUAUACAGUAGAUUGGGCUAUCUCUUUAUUAGAAACUUUUUGUAUCAAAUAUUUAAACAUUUAGAUAUAAAGCAAUAUACGAUUAAGUUAAGCCAGUCAAACCAUUCAAUGAUUUGACACUAAGAGAAAAGGCUGUUCUCUCUGGAUCUGUUGGAGCAUUUGCUGCAUUUGUUACAUCUCCAUUUGAAUUAGCUUAAGUCAGAAUGAUAGCUGAUGGUGGUCUCCCUUAAUCUUUAAGAAGAAAUUACAAAUCAGCAUUUGAUGCCAUUAAUAGAAUCUAGGUUGAAGAAGGUAACAUAAUCAACUAAAACAUUAGGAGGAAGCAGAGCAUUAUUCAGAGGAGCCUUUGCUCAUGUUGUCAAAUUAGCAGCCUUAAACGUAUCCUUAACAGGACCAUAUGAUUACAUGAAGGAAAAAAUUUGGUUGGUUUUCGGAGAUUUUGGAUUCAAUCAUUUCCUUGCAUUAACUUGGGCUUCAUUUUGGGCAACACUUUUCACCUUACCCUUAGAUAAUGUCUAAACCAGAGUUCUUAAGGCAUUCCCAGAUCCCUCUAAAAAUAGGUAAUUAUAGUCUUUUUAAAAUAUAUUAGAUUAAAUUACUAAAAUUAUUUAGAUGUUUUCAAGCAAAUUUACUUCUAUGAAAGAGUACAUGGAUUUUAUGCAGGUGCUUUACCUUAUUAUGGCAAAAUGUUCAUAACUGCUUGGUUAACAUGCACAUUAGUCAAUGGAGUCAUGGAUAGUCAAAAGAAAGCUGCAGGAUUGGAAGAAUGGCAAAUUUGAUU
Paramecium pentaurelia is the source of this 1063-nucleotide messenger RNA. Lineage: Eukaryota; Ciliophora; Oligohymenophorea; Peniculida; Parameciidae. The record is from the annotation of a GenBank genome assembly.